Messenger RNA from Haliotis rubra (blacklip abalone), 3394 nucleotides. RefSeq names its product RNA-splicing ligase RtcB homolog. NCBI's taxonomy places the organism in Eukaryota, Metazoa, Mollusca, Gastropoda, Lepetellida, Haliotidae. The transcript is spliced from 14 exons. Gene Ontology annotation, biological process: tRNA splicing, via endonucleolytic cleavage and ligation. Gene Ontology annotation, cellular component: nucleus; tRNA-splicing ligase complex. The coding region runs from base 85 to 1593 and encodes 502 amino acids. The record is from RefSeq and is a predicted model, not a curated record. Gene Ontology annotation, molecular function: RNA ligase (ATP) activity.
CCUUCUUUGGUUCUUCGGCUGCCGAGUCAGCAAACUGAAAGAUAGUCAACGUACUCGGCGAAACUACAUCAAGCUGGUACCACCAUGAGGACAUAUAACGAUGAACUCAAGUACUUGGAGAAAAUCUCCGGCAACUGCUGGCACAUCAAGAAGGGAUUUGUGGAAAAUAUGAAAGUUGAUGGAUAUUUCUACACAAAUGACCGCUUAGAGAAGCUGAUGUUUGAUGAGUUGAAGCACUCAUGUAACAGUAAAGGUUUUGGCGGCUUUCUGCCGGGGAUGAAGCAGAUCGCCAAUGUUGCUGCAUUACCUGGCAUUGUCUCGAAAUCGGUUGGACUUCCUGAUGUUCAUUCCGGGUAUGGCUUUGCUAUUGGUAACAUGGCCGCCUUUGACAUGAAUGACCCUACAGCAGUCGUCUCCCCUGGUGGUGUUGGUUUUGACAUAAACUGCGGUGUGCGCCUCCUACGUACAAAUCUCCAUGCUAAGGAUGUGAUCCCCCUGAAGGAACAACUGUCCCAGUGCCUGUUUGAUCACAUCCCAGUUGGUGUCGGAUCACGGGGGAUCAUACCCAUGACAGCCCAAAACUUGGAGGAGGCUCUGGAAAUGGGGAUGGAUUGGUCCCUCAGGGAAGGCUAUGCAUGGGCUGAAGACAAGGAACACUGUGAGGAGUAUGGCAGAAUGCUCAAUGCUGAUCCCUCUAAAGUCAGCAACAGAGCAAAGAAGAGGGGCCUUCCUCAGCUCGGGACGCUGGGUGCCGGGAACCAUUACGCUGAGAUCCAGGUGGUGGAGGAGAUCUAUGACGACUAUGCGGCCAAGAAGAUGGGCAUUGAGUUCAAGGAUCAGGUCUGUGUGAUGAUCCACAGUGGCAGCCGAGGCAUGGGACACCAGGUGGCAACAGGUACGUGCUUGUGGAUGAGGGGCUCUGUAAGGGCAGUAAAGAGAGAAGACAAGCAAAAGAGCAUGAGUCAGGAUAAGUAUAAAAUAUCAAUUUUACUCAAAAAUUACAUGGCAGCCGCCGCCAACUACGCCUGGGUCAACCGCACCAGCAUGACCUUCCUCACCAGACAGGCAUUUGCCAAGAUGUUCAAGACGACUCCAGAUGACCUUGACAUGCAUAUGAUCUAUGACGUGUCGCACAACAUUGCCAAAGUAGAGGAGCACUUUAUUGACGGCAAACAGAAGACGCUUCUCGUGCACAGGAAGGGAUCUACACGAGCCUUCCCUCCCCACCAUCCACUCAUUCCGGUCGAUUAUCAGUUAACGGGCCAGCCUGUUCUCAUUGGGGGCACGAUGGGCACCUGCAGCUAUGUGCUGACGGGCACCGAACAGGGCAUGACCGAAACCUUUGGCACAACGUGUCACGGCGCAGGGAGAGCACUCUCGCGAGCUAAGUCCCGGCGGAACCUGGACUACAGUGAUGUACUGGCUGCCUUAGACGAGAAGGGGAUUAGCAUCAGGGUGGCAUCCCCCAAACUUGUCAUGGAGGAGGCUCCAGAAUCUUACAAGAAUGUGACAGAUGUCGUGGAUACAUGUCAUGCAGCUGGUAUCAGCAAGAAGGCAAUAAAACUACGACCUAUCGGGGUCAUCAAAGGCUAGACCCUUGUUGUUCCUGGAAGCUCUCCUCUUCAAGUGCUAUAACACACUAUCUCCUCAUAAUACUAACAGCUUGUCUGCAGCCUACAAACAGACUCGGGGACUGAACUCAGCACUAAGUCCACAGCUGCUUAGGGCAUAUGGAAACUUAUCUCAACCCGGCUUUGGGCAUUAUGCAACUAACUCAAGCUGCUGAGGCAAUAUGACUUUUAUCUCAUAAGCCUAACAGCUAACCAUUGUACAUACUGUGGUGCUAAUUAUUCCAAAACAGUCACUUAUACAAUAACAUUAUUGGUUUCGAUACCAGUAUUCAGUUUUCUGUUGAAGGAAUUAAUAUACAUUUUGUUACAGAUUAUUUUUAUUUAUGGCAGAUAAAGUUGGUGUUGAGAUAAAAAGUAGACGAAGGUUUACGGGUGACAGUUUUAUUAUUAUACUGUAAUUUUAACUUUUCAGUAUAGGUCAAUAUAGCAUUUACAAGCAAGGCUGAAUAACAUGGUAGAGAAUUAUAUGUAGUGGUUGAAGGAAUAACAGUAACAACAAUUGUAUAUGACAGGGAUUAACAUGAGUAGAGUCACUAAUAACAACUAAACCAUUGUAACAACAGCGAGAACAUGUGGAGGAAGCCAAUUAAAUAGGGAGCCAAUUAAUUGGAAUAAAAUAUUUCUGUGAGAUGAUGGGAGAAUCAACUGCUUUAUGAACUCAUAGUAGAUUAAUUAGGAGUUGUAUUGAAAUUAUUCGUAUCUGUGUGUCCAGAAACUGGUUGUUGCUUUACUUUAGGUAUGACAGCGUGUCAGGUUCUUCCAAUUAUAAUAAUCCUCAUCAAUGUAAAGUUGGGUGUGAUAGGGUAAAGGCCCGUUCUGUCCGGCUCAAAAUGAGAAAUUGUAUAUGUGGCUAAGUAAGAUCAACUGGCAUUAUUCCAGGGGGUUGAUGAGUCUUGUUUUCAUCAUGCAGUUCUUUCAGCAUAUCUUUGGGAUUUGGGGGAAACAAGUGGUUCAAGGUUCACUCAUUACUCCACAGACCUGGGUUUGAUUCUCAUGCAUACAGUGUGUGAAGCCCAUUUCUGGUGUCUAACACCAAGACGUUGCUGGACUGUUGGAUAAUACAAUGUUUAACUAUACUCUCCAUUUCAUGAAGACCUGACCCAUUGUCUGUAUCUUCCAGUGCAUAAUAUCCAUUGGCCAGCAGGUUAUGGGAAGUGCGUAUGUGGACUUAAUGUCCUUUUCUGGUAGUGUGGGUGAGGUAUUUGAUCGCAUUACAUAGAAAUCAGCAGAUUUUCAUUUGAGAACAUGAUUCUAGAGUAUUUAUUUGCUUGUUUUUGUUUACAGUUAGGAUAAUCUUGUUCUGUUGGUGAAAGUUAACAUUGUUUUGUUAUGGUUUAAUGUAGAUUUUCAAAUAAAUUCCCUUGUCAGGCAAAUAAUCUUGAAAUAUAAGUUAUCAUUCCCAUAAACUCAGAUAUUUUAACACUGAGUUUGAUUAAAAGUAAAAUAAUCAGUUAAGCUCUUUCACAGGUCAUAUUUUCAGUGAACAGGCCAUGCUUUUAAUUUGAAAUCACGAGGAAGACACAAAUUUAGAACAUAUUUUACUGUGCUACAUUAAAGAUAAAGGGACAAUAAUCUUGAUUUGACGCCAGGAAUGAAGGCUUGAUUGUGUUAGACAAUGAGCUGCUAUGUCAUUGCUAUUGUCUCCCAGGUGACUGUGUUGAGUAUCUGGUGAUAUUUCCCCAGCCAUGUGUUGUAUAUAUUGUGUACAUACAUCUGUAGUCUCUGUACAUUCAGUGCAUGAAAUAAACCAGAUAUGGUGUGAA